AAGUCAUCGGGGGAGGAGCUGAGCAGGAGAUGGCAGCAGCUGACGGCUCUAUCAGAUGAGUCUCCGAGCCAGGGCCUGCAGACUGAAGCUACGGGGGAUAUUCGCCGCUGUCCCCGGUCUCUUUUAACCACAUUAAAGCCGGGAUACUCGGUCUGGAAUAAAGACUUCACUGACCUAGCUCAAACAUUCGUCCCUGGACUAUAUACCUUGGCAUAGCACCCCCUUCCUAGUCCAGGGACUCCUAAACUCUAGCUCGGGGUCUGGGCCUCGAACUCUGGGCCUCUUCCCCUGGGCUCGGCUUAAAAUAUUCCACGCAGUUCAUGCAACUUCCACAGCGACUUUAAAACUCCAGCACGGCGAUAGUGUCCCUGUCAGGCCGCGCAGACUGGCUGCUGUGUGGACCUCAAACGUGCUGCAUCUGCAGCUAUUGUGUGACGUAAUCUGCUUUUAAAUCCUAGUUGCAACAUAGCAACAUGUCAUUUGAGAUGGCUGAUGGAAAAACGGACAUAACAAAUGUUCCCUCCACAGGUUUUCUAUGGGAUUCAACUCAGGGGACUGGGAAGGCCAUGGCAGGACCUUAAUUUUGUGGGAGCUUUUCCAGCAGCCCUGAAGACAUGUCUGGAGCAGAAGAAGGUAAAGAGAAUUCAUCUGGUAUUGAAGUUGAGGCCUCAGAUUUGAGCUUGAGUCUCACUGUAGAUGAGACGGACACCAACAGAGCAGAAAGCAGGGACACCUGCUCUGAAAGUUCAGGAGAGGAGAAAGACUCGGACAGCAUGGAUGAUACAGGUCAUUAUUCCAUCAAUGAUGAAAACCGAGUCAAUGACCACUCUCAUUCUGAUGAGGAAGAAGAUGAUGAAGAAGAAGAGGGUGAGGAGAGAUUACGAAAACGAGCCCAACGUAAGAGAGCCAAUCGUGAUCAGGACUCUUCAGAUGAUGAGAGAGCUCUUGAAGACUGGGUAAAUUCUGAGAAGACACCACUUCCUCGUCCACCCUGGCGGGCCAUCCGUGCUUUAAGGCAGCGUGAGAUGGGCAGCAGCACCCGUUUUAUAUAUGAUGCCUGUGGAUCUAGAAGCUUUGUCCAGCGCUUUCAUCUCCUUCAUGGUCUUGAUGGUCAUAGUGGUUGUGUAAAUACACUACACUUCAACCAGCGAGGAACUUUGUUGGCCAGUGGAAGUGAUGAUCUUAAGGUUGUAGUGUGGGACUGGGUGAGACGCAAGCCAGUUUUGGAAUUUGAAAGUGGCCACAAGAGCAACGUCUUUCAGGCAAAAUUCCUUCCAAACAGUGGAGACUCCACUUUGGCUAUGUGUGCCAGGGAUGGGCAGGUGCGUGUGGCAGAGCUGUCCGCUACCCAGUGCUGUAAAAACACCAAGAGAGUCGCACAGCACAAAGGCGCAUCACACAAGCUGGCCUUAGAACCAGACUCUCCAUGCACUUUCCUUUCUGCUGGUGAGGAUGCAGUCGUGUUCACCAUUGACCUUCGGCAAGACCGGCCUGCCUCGAGGCUGGUGGUAACCAAGGAGAAAGAGAAAAAAGUUGGAUUGUAUACUAUCUAUGUGAAUCCAUCAAACACUUAUCAGUUUGCUGUGGGUGGAAGAGAUCAGUUUGUCAGGAUCUAUGACCAGCGUAAAAUCAAUGAAAAUGAAAAUAACGGAGUGCUGAAGAAAUUCUGCCCUCAUCACCUGGUCACAAGUGAAGCAAAAGCAAACAUUACCUGUCUUGUAUACAGCCAUGAUGGCACAGAGCUCCUUGCCAGCUACAAUGAUGAAGACAUAUAUCUCUUUAACUCUUCCCACAGUGACGGAGCAGAGUACAUCAAACGAUAUAAAGGGCAUCGAAAUAAUGCCACAGUGAAAGGAGUGAAUUUCUAUGGACCGAAGAGUGAGUUUGUAGUGAGCGGCAGUGACUGUGGACAUAUUUUCUUGUGGGAGAAAUCUUCCUGUCAGAUUGUACAAUUUAUGGAUGGGGACAAGGGAGGUGUGGUUAACUGCUUAGAGCCGCAUCCUCACCUCCCAGUUCUGGCAACUAGUGGUCUGGAUUAUGAUGUGAAAAUAUGGGUACCCACAGCUAAAGAGCCAACCGAGCUGGAUGGUCUUAAAGAGAUAAUAAAAAAGAACAAACGUGAAAGAGAUGAAGACAGUCUACAUCAUACAGACUUGUUUGACAACCACAUGCUUUGGUUUCUUAUGCACCAUCUUAGGCAAAGAGGGCACCGAAGGAGAAGAAGAGAGACUGGCUUGGGUGUGGGAGAUGCUGACUCUGAUGACUCACCAAGUUCUUCAGAGAGCUCCGAUGAUGAUGAGGAAGGUCCUGAUAGAGUCCAGUGCAUACCAUCAUGAGACCCUAUUACAUUUUCAACCAGGAUGAAACAAUACUCCCUACACACCUCCCUAGAGGGUUUGUGGGAGAGGGAUGCAGGAGUUCUGUACUAAUAAUGACAUUUUCAGCUUUUUAUUACAGUUAUAGAACAAUAGUUAAAAAAAAAUGCAAUUCCUUUUGUGCCCAUUUCUUUUGAUUUUUGGAAUGGGGCAUCCUGUGCUUGGCAUACAAUUGCACUUUGGAUUUAUCUGCUUUAGAGUGAAAAAUAAAUUCUCGGUCAUGAGUGUUUACACCUUAACGAAAAAAACUGAGGUUCUCGGCUCAGUCUGUGGUUCGGAAUAAGCCCUUUGAAGCAGCUGAGGACAUUCAGAUGAAAGCAUCAGUCAGCGAGGAACUGUAGAAAUUGGAAAAUUAAUGAACAUGGGGAAUGGAGAAUAAGCAUUAUUUUUGUAAGUAAAGAUUUCUCCAAGUUGCUACUUAAGAGAAGAACAGCCAUCUAAAACCAGCUUUGUACACUCAUUCAGUUCUUACUUGUUUUCUAUGCUUUAACUUCCUGGUUGUUGGACUUAAAUUACUACUGAAGGGUUAAUGUGUAUUUUGUUACCCACCCAUUAACUGCAUUGAGUGUCUUAAACCUAAUACUCUUCAUAUGUUUUGGGCUUCUGACCUACAUAGGAUUUCUGCUGCCUCCUUGAUUUGAAAAAUUUGAUUAUUAAUUUGUCCUCCAGAGUCUCUUGUAUAAUCUUUUAAGCUGAAAACACCAUUUGAAAUACAGUGAUCCCCUAUAGCCACAACUACUUUGUAGAUGUUUGAUUAAUAUGAUGCCUCAUCAACUAUGUUGGACUUGCUUUUGCUAUUUUAAAUUGUUGUCCCAAUUGCAGAUCCUAAAACCCUCUAAUGAAAAUGGGUUAAGCCUCUGGGUUGCUCAGUUGCAGGCACUAUGGGCCAUAAGGGAGAUAGUUAUAAGGAUGUCACUAUAAAGAAAAUAAUGGGUAUCCUUAAGUAAGUUUAACGUUGCCCAUCUGUUCUCGGCAUUUCCUUACUGACUUCUGGAACUGUGAACCAGUCUUUAACUAAGCCUCGACAAUGGCACCUAAUGAUGAUUUGCACAAAACCAUGUCAGUUUAAAAUCUAUUUGUAAGAAAAAAAAUCUAUUCUGGACUUGAGUUGAGGGUCAACUUUUUUUUCUGAUAUAGUCCACUUUCUACAUAUAAGUAACUUUCAGUUGCUUCUUGGAGCCAGUGUGAUCCCAUCUGUUUAAGUUUAUCCCAAACUUACUCACUUUAAAACUAUUUUAUGCCUUGCUAUAGUUCUAGAACUCCAUUAGUUGCCAAAUUCCAUGACCAUUUGUUUAUGCCCCUCAGGGCUCAGCAUUUCAUGGAUAUUGUACAGAGCAUGGUUGGUCUAUUAGUAUUAAGUUGUGAUUUUUCUCUUCUGUUAAUGAUAUUUGAUAUUGGUUGUUAUUUUGUUUCCUCCUUUAAUAUGGGGAUUAAGAUUUUAUAGGGUGUCUUGAUGCCAACAUCAAUAAACCCACGAAGGUUCCCCCCCCCCCAAAAAAAAAAAAACAGCAGUAGCCUAGCAUUUUCGGUUAAAUUAUUGAAAGUUGGCAGUGCAUAACAAAUUAAAAUCACACAGCAAAUAUCCAUCUCCUCCUGUUUAUUUGUCCUCUCUCCUACUUACCCAACUUAGUGCAAUUCUAUUUUUCUAUGUGCCCACUUCACCAAAAACCUUCAGGAGAUAAUGUUCCCUAGCAGGGUAUUGUAUAUAAUGCGGCUGUUUGCACUUUCUGCAUUUUUGUUCUACUGUUUCAUGAAACUUAUAUUUAAAAUAAAUAAUUAAAAAAACUCCAAAAAAUUUGCAUUUAUGGGGAAAAAAAUUAUAAACCAGACUUCAGGAUUUUGAGACAGUAAAAUUGCUUUGCUUUAUCACUGUUUUAUUAGUCUGAAUAUUGAGCUGGAUGUUUAUGAAGUUUAAAAAAUGUUAAGUUUAAACAAAUAAAUAUAUAUUAUAUAGAAAUAAAUGCAAUAAGAGACGUGAACAAAA
This is a messenger RNA of Bombina bombina (fire-bellied toad), 4359 nucleotides long. It is a transcript of the gene DCAF8, whose product is annotated as DDB1 and CUL4 associated factor 8. The transcript is spliced from 15 exons. Bases 615 to 2336 code for a protein of 573 amino acids. NCBI's taxonomy places the organism in Eukaryota, Metazoa, Chordata, Amphibia, Anura, Bombinatoridae. Gene Ontology annotation, molecular function: protein binding. Gene Ontology annotation, cellular component: Cul4-RING E3 ubiquitin ligase complex; cytoplasm. The record is from RefSeq and is a predicted model, not a curated record.